Messenger RNA from Eruca vesicaria subsp. sativa (arugula), 654 nucleotides. Lineage: Eukaryota; Viridiplantae; Streptophyta; Magnoliopsida; Brassicales; Brassicaceae. The record is from the annotation of a GenBank genome assembly.
AUGUUUUGUGUAGUGAGGAUGCAGAAUGAUAAUGAUGUGGUGAAGGAAGAUAAUGUUGAAGAAUGGGGGAACUGUUCAUCAGCUGAAAAUGUUCCAUCUUUUCAACAAGAUGAUGAACAAGCUGCUUCUAAAGUUCCUUAUGUUGCUGAUAAGGAACCACUCUCUAGUUUGUCCCUCGAGCAACUAGAUGACAUUCUCCAAGGAAGUGAGGAGUCUAUAAGCUACGAAGAGCUGGUUAAUAGAAGUAGAGAUCAGUCUGUCUCUGGCUACAUUGUAAUGUUCUUCAGGUUUGUCACUGCUGGUGAAAUACGAACUCGUGCUGAGUUUUUCGACCCCUUUAUAACAGGAUUAUCCAACACAACAGUGGAUCAGUUCUGCAAGUCAUCGGUUGAACCGAUGGGAGAAGAGAGUGACCAUAUCCACAUAACGGCUUUGUCAGACGCGCUUGGUGUUGCAGUCAGGGUUGUGUAUCUUGACCGUAGCUCAUGUGAUAGUGGAGGUGUCACUGUGAACCAUCAUGACUUUGUUCCUGUGGGCACCAAUGAGAAAGAAGAAGCUUGUGCUCCUUUUAUAACCUUGCUGUAUCGUCCAGGCCAUUACGAUAUCCUCUACCCCAAGCCGUCUUGUAAGGUAUUGGACAACGUGGAGAAAUGA